UGUAUCGAUAUUUUACCUUCGAAUUUUGGCAGUCAGAAUACACUUUUUGGAGGCAAAAUAUCGAUAUUCCGCCGCAGGCAUUUCAGUACAGACGACGCCUGGACUAAUACGUUAAUCAAAAACGAGUGGCACAGCCACAGGGAACCAGCGUUCCGUUGUUUCAUAGGACCGGCAAAAUCCACGGCAAAACCAUCGCGAUCACGGACGAACAUCAAGCAGUAACGUCAGUAACAGUGUUUUGGAAAACAUCGUGUAGGGAGGGUGUGUUGUGUGUUUAAAUUGUAUGUAGUGUGUGUCGUGACUGCCGUGUGCUGUGCGCUGUUUUUGGUGUUAUCGCGCAGAGUGAACACACCGGGAGAAAGUGAUCUCUGUUUCGUUCGUAACCCUAGACACUUUCGUCUUUCGAUUGUCGUUUCGUCUCUUUCGUUCCGACAUUAGUUCAAGUUUACUUUUUACCGUGUCGUAUCUAUGUCUAUAUGCGGCUAUGAAAUAGAUCUGCCAUUGUUUACAGAUGUCUGCCCAACAAUUUCUGUGAUAUUGAUGUCUCUGACAUUUGUAAAAGCCGACCAUUUGAUUUUGCCGAACCUAUUCGUUAUGCCAUGCUUUAGCACAAAUACGAGAAUUCAGGGAGGUAGAAGAGUGUUUGGUGUAGCAUAGCACAUCACAUUCCCAUACAUAUGUAAGUAGCAUCACACGAAAGACUGAUUUUCGUAGCAACUAUGUCGUCUGAAGAGCAGAAAGAAGAGGAGCAGACAAUGCUCGAAAAGACCAGCAAUAAUAAUUGUGACGAUUCCAGAUUGAACGUCGAUUUGCCCACAGAUCAAACAUCGCUGACCCAUGAUUUAGACAACUACCGUCACCAGGCUGAGUGCAACGGCAACUCUAGAGAAAAAGAUAACGAUACCAUAUGCGGUUUAGGACCAUGUACCCCAAAUUGGUUACAAAAAUUUGCCUCAAAACAGUCGUUCCUCAUAGUAUUUUGUAUAGCGUGGGUGCUGCAAGGAAUGUACCACACAUACUUCGUGAGUGCAAUAACUACGAUAGAAAAAUUGUUUCAAAUCCAAUCUAAAAUUACUGGAAUCAUAAUGAGUGCCACUGAAAUUGGACAAAUUGGGUCUUCCUUAUUGCUGACGUAUUAUGGUGGACAAGGUCACAGACCUAAGUGGAUAGCAUGGGGCAUGGUACUGUUCGCUGUGUCUUCCUUCACAUGUUCUCUACCUCACUUUAUCUAUGGAAGGCAACUGAUUACGGCCAACGAUUUGACGGGGAUUACAAAGGAACCAAAUGUUUGUAGAGCGUUUACAUCGAAUGCUAGUCUUUUAAUGAAUUCAAAUAACGCAUCUUCUAUAGAUAACUUUACAACGAGCUUGCCACAUAUAAUGCAAUCUUGUGAAGAAGAAAUAACAAUGGGACAUCGAUUGCAACCGUCGGUGACGAAUAUUGUAUUAGCCAUAUUUUUUAUCAGCUUACUGGGUGUCGGCAUGGGUCAAACGGCUGUGUACACCCUCGGAAUCCCCUAUAUCGACGAUAAUGUUGCCAGCAAGGAGUCACCCCUAUAUUUUGCAAUUACUAUCGGAGUGAGAAUAUUGGGCCCAGCACUAGGAUUCAUUGUCGGCUCAUUGUGUACUAGCGUUUACGCAGAUCUGUCUGUUGAUCCAAAGAUUGAUUCCUCAGACCCUAGAUGGGUUGGAGCUUGGUGGCUUGGUUUGGUUUUGAUUGCCGGCUUACUUAUGUUGGCAUCGUUGGCCAUGUUUGCCUUUCCCAAGAGGUUAUCUAGUGCCAAAACUAUAACUAGAAUAACACAUCCUUCCAGGAAACAUCCUAGCAUAAAAGAUUUUCCGAAAACCGUGAAACGUCUUUUAAAAAAUGACAUUCUGAUGUUUAGGACAGCUAGUAGUGUCUUGCAUAUUCUUCCUAUCGCAGGACUGUAUACCUUUCUGCCAAAAUAUCUAGAAACUCAGUUUCGCCUUCCAACCCCAUCUGCAAAUAUGAUAUCAGGUGUAGGAGGCAUUCUUGUGAUGGGUCUAGGCAUAAUAAUAAGUGGAGUAUUUAUUUUGAGAGUAAAGCCUAACGCAAGGUUUGUUGCGGCUUGGAUCGCUUUUACAGCAGUGAUAUAUGCAAUAGGUAUGGGAAUUCUAAUGUUCAUUGGUUGUCCAACUAAUGACUUAGCUGGCCUUAAAGAAAAUAAAUUCGAUGCCAAUCUACUCAAUUGCAACGAAACAUACUGCAAUUGCAACAAAGACAAAUUCGCACCAAUAUGCGGUCAAGACGGAAAGACGUAUUUGUCGCCGUGUCAUGCUGGUUGCCAGAACUACGUAGAAAAGGACGGCAAGAUAAUCGAGUAUUCACAAUGCAUGUGUUUGAAUUUCACCAGCAACACUACAGUGAAUGACCAAAAUAUAUACGGAAACGCUACAAUUGGAUACUGCGAUCUUCAAUGUCCGAAUUUUAUUUUGUAUAUCAUUUUAUUCUCUAUUUUCGUAUUUAUCCACUCGACGUCAGAAGUGGGAUCGAUGUUGUUGAUUUUGAGAUGCGUGGAUCCUAGAGACAAAGCGAUGGCACUGGGAUUGAUACAAUUUGCUAUUGGCCUGUUUGGAAACGUACCCUGUCCUAUAGUCUACGGAGCCGUUGUAGAUUCGGCCUGUCUUGUUUGGAAAAUGGCUUGUGGAGAGAAAGGAGCUUGCGGAUUGUACGAUUCUGAUGUCUUCAGGAUGUUCUAUCAUGGUACGACAGGGGCGAUACUUUUAUGUGCAUUUUUCGUAGAUGUGAUAGUAUGGUACAAAGCUGGAAGCAUAAACUUCGUAGACGAACAAGUACCGUUUGAGGCUGAAUUGAACCAGCUGACUAGCAAAAUCAAGAAUGAAGCCGAAUAGCAAUUGCCUAAGGUGGAAAACCCACCACGGUAUUGAUUUUAUAUAGUGAACAAUGAAUUAUAUACAGUGUGACACAGAAAAUUGAUUACCGUAUUGAUUAUGUUUAGUGAACAAUACAUACAUACGUAGAUCAAUGGUGCACUUCUCAAACAAGGUAUAUAUAGAAUUUUGUCACUACUCCUAUGUAUCACCAUUAUUGAUUCCAAUAUAUAUAUAUAUAAUUAAGGGAGCAAGAAAAAAAUCCAUUUUUUUCGGUUAUUUUUGACAGGCUGUAUUUCGGUGAAAAAUGUCCGUCUCUAGAUUUGUGACGCUUCAAAAUUCUAGUUUCCAGAUCUUUUAGCCGAAACAUUUUAGGAGCAAUGGUUCUCAUUCAUUUCCAACAGUGCAAGAAAAUGUUUGCCUUCUUUUUAGAUUAUUUUUCCAUGCUCCUAAAAUGUUUCGGCUAAAAACUUGAAAACCAAAAUCUUAAAGCCUCAAAAUGCUUUUUUUCAAGAAUAGAUACGAGCAUUUUUCACCGAAAUAGAGCUUGUAAAAAGUCACCGAAAAAUUUGGUUUUUUCUUGUUUCCUUAAUUUUUUUGAGUAGUGUAUAAUAUACACUGAAAGCCAAAUACCACGAGUGAGAUGCGUGCGAUACGUGUGUUUGAAAGAGAUAGAAGCACCUCGUUGCCUAGCAACCCGAGUACGAGGUCACGGAAUCCAUCGGCGCGCUCUUUCUAAAGCUAUGUACAGAUAUGUAACAACACCGCGAACCGAACCACUCGACGAACUGGGCCGCGCUAGUCUAGACGGUGAAAAAAAAACGCCGUCGCGAACCUGAUAAGCGUUACAGCUCGCCGUUCGGCCCGAUACAGACUGUCGGUUUUUCAGCGUAACAUCAAAGGAAAGGCUCGCGACGAAGUUGGACAUGUUUGGACUGGAAUAUCGGUGCGGCGAGUACGCGCUCAUAUCAGUAAAUGGAUAGAGCCCGUGAAGAAAAGAUGGAAUGGUCGGAGGAGAAAACUCUUUUGCUUAUAGAGCAUUACAAUAAAUUAAAAAAAAAUGAUGUCUUUCACUGAACGACAAACAUCAAAAUUGGAUCGUCAUUUUGUUGCGCGAUGUGGUUGCACGACGUGGUUCGGUUUGUGAUGAUGCUCGUUGCAAUGUUGUUCGUCAAAAUGCGCGCGCUGCGGUUCGUCGCGAGGUUCGGUUCGCGGUGUUGUUACAUAUCUGUACAUGGCUUAACAUACAAUCCCACGCUUAUCGUGUUCACAUUACAUCAGCCAAAUUUGAACCUCACCGUAUAUUAUUUAUAUCUUCGUCAUUCAAUCUGACCAAUAAGCAAAUCAACGAUGAUGACGUUUCCUACCCAUUUUACAAAUUCUUUGAAAUAUCUAGGGUUACUUCCAAUAAAGAACUUAUGACUAUCAAAUAAUUUCAGAUGCAAUCAUCCAAACAAAGUACUGAUGUGAUGUCGCCUAGCUACGAGCUAAACUGAUCUGGUCCACUGUUCCGUUUCGGACAUUUAGAAAUUGAUUGUUGAAAAAAACCGCUUGUGGCCUGCUUUAAAACUCAAAUUGAUAAAUGCAUAGCCAGUUUAGACAUGCCUAUUUCAAAUAAAGUACAAACCUACAAACAUUUGUAAUUUCUUACUCGUUUUCAAAUAUUUCAGAUAGAAAAGUGGUUGUGAAAUUAACAACAGGAAAUCAGAAUAUAAUUUUAAAUAAAAUUCGCAUUCACAUGUAUGUUUUGUUGUUAUAAUUGAGUUGGUCAUUUUAAAGACCACUAUAGUCAUAUUUUUUCUAAGAUGGUUUUCACGUAAGUCGAUACAUUCCUUCCUUAAAUAAUAUCGCAUAAAAAACGUUCAUUGCAUAAACAACGUAAAUGAAUGUAACAUCUGAAUAUUAUUCUGUAGUUGUCUCGCAGAUCAAUCUCCAUGUUCUGAGGCUGUCAAAUGAAGCCACAGAUGUAGAAUCAAGAGUUUACUAACGUUUCGACCACCUCGGUGGCAUAUUUCAAAGUACAAUAUAUUGUGAUCGUCUCUUAAAUCAUAUUUUUUUUCCUUUUUGCUGAAAGAUCUUAAAACAUGCAAAAGUAAUCUUUCAAUAUCAAAUACUAUAUUUAUCCCAAAAAAGUCCUUCAACACUGGUUUAUUUGUGAAUGAUACAGCUUUAAUUAAUUAAUGAAGAACUGAAAUCGUGUGACAUGAAGUAUGUGAAAUGACACAUUUAAUUAUUUACUAUGCUACUUUCUUUAAUUGACAAGUUCAAUAAUGAUGAUAUCUUGGGUUAGUAGUGAUAAAAUGUUACACCUCAAGUGUGAAAUAUACUGUAUAUACUCAAAUUUAUUUUUAUAUACGCUGACACAUUUUACGUGUUAAUAUUUUUGUGGUUAUUUUUAUAUGUAAUUCUUUAUACGUUACAGUAGUUUUUGGAGCCUUUUGAAGAGCUGUGAAAAUACUUGGAAUAAGUUUCUAACGUAGUCUAUGCCAUUUUUUAUACACAAGACUCCAAAUAUUGCAUUGGAUACACUAUUGAUAUCAAAGUUAGGUGCAUUUAUAAUUUUUCUAGUCUAUUAUGAAUAUUUUUAACUCAUCAUUCCUUACUGUUUUGAACCGUGGAAACUCUACAUCACUUAUUUAGGUAAUUUUUAUACUUAUAGUGCAAUAAGUUGAAUAGUAUUUUCCAUCUAUCAUGUUUUCAAUUUAAAAUGUUGGUUUCAUAAUUAUUAUCUUCCUGAAGCUGUGCAAUAAAAUAAAAAUGCUAGGAAAGAAUGUAUUUGAUCAGUUUUAUUCCACGAGAUUCAAGAUUGAGUUACGAAAUAUUUGAACAUUUUCUAUCAAGCAGAUUCGAUAAAACGAAAACAUGCACUUCACCAAAUCAAAAUCCUGUUUAUUGGGCUAGGGGAUAGGGAGAUUAUGAAUAACAGAAGUCUACAAUAAGUGGCGUCGUGAUAGGGAAUUUUGAAAAACGCGUUUGAUCACAUAUCUCAAACCAUCGAUCCAUUGUAAAAAGGUGAUAGAAAGAGUUUUGUAGGGAAUCAGAUUCUCUAUCAUUUUGCUUCCAUAAUUUAUUUUGUAUAGUAUACAAUAGUUUACGGGAAAUUGAACGAUAAAGCCAGACCAUAAUUAUCAUUUAUGACUAAGAAUACAAUUUUCCUACCACAUAUAAUUAUGGAAAAUGUAAUGUUUGUGAUGUUUUCAUUACGAAAAACACGUCACUUCGAUCAGUCUGUAUAUUGGUGAUUCCAUUAAAAUGGAAGAGGAAAUGUAGUAGGUAAUGUUGGUUUAUGACAUUACUCCCCUUCCAUUAAAAUUGUUGCAACGAUUGCCGAGGCUACGCAAUGACAAAAUGGCCAAUAGUGAGACUUAAGAAAGUGAGUCUUGCAUUUUCAAUUAUCAUCCGAAAAUAUCACACCUUACUAAAUGUGACAGUAAAAAAAAUAUUCACUUCAACAUGUUUUUCUUGAUCAUACAUCAUGUUUAUGGAGCUAUUCCCAAGUGAAAUUAUGUUGUAUAUAGCGUUCCGAGUUCUUAUACUUCUGGAACCAUAUCAAUCAGUUGCAAAAAAUGCAAGAUACCUUUUUUGUAGAAAAUUUUAUUUUCAGGGAAUUCAUAAUUUUUGGCUACUAGUUUAGUCGCUAUCAGCAAAAAUGUAAUUUCUGACGUUAAUUUUCUCGUCAACCGUUUACCGUACGAUAAAAUUGUAUGGGAUUGAGAUAAUGGAGAAUUUAAUUCUGUACAAAAAUGGUCAUACCAUUUCUUAUCGAAGAUUGAUAGUGAGAGAGGUAAUUGAUAUAAUGAAGCCAAUUUGGAUUUAUCGUUACAUAGCAGUAUUUCAACGAUAUCAAUAAACAAUUGUAUGUUGCACUUAUUGUAAGGAAAAAUUACCUAUUCCCUGGAGUCUGUCUGCACCCUUCUUUUAAUCGUAAAUAGUGUUCACUAGUACCUUUACUUAUUCUGUUAUAUUAUGCAUCACAGAGGCAUAGAACCGUUCACAUCACAAGAUUACAUCUUAUUCUGUACAUAAUGGAAGAUAUAACGUACAUGAUGAAUUUUUAGUGUGGGUCCAAUAUCUAUAUUAUGGAAGGACAAAAAAACUCGUAAAAUGUUUUAGUUUGAACAUAAUUGUAACGGAUAAUUGUGUGGUGUUUUUAGAGGUACAGAACUUUAAAAUGAACAUAUAUUAUGAAAUAAAUGCUUUAUAUAAAAAGAUAUUUUGACUCUAUCACACUAAAAAUCACAUUAUCUGGGUAAUUGUGUACAAAGUCUAAUUUUAAUAAAAACCUCGGAAAAUAUUUUUCAGUGAAUUGUUGGUAUAUUUUUGUUGAAUGGAUUUCAUAUAUUUUGCUGUAUUAAAAUCGCAUGUUUGUAUUUAUGUCAUUGUGGACGAUGUAUAUAUUAGAAAUAAUCUUGUAAGUAGAUGAACAGAAUGUUCGCUAUUGUAGUUCAGUGAGAGUUUUUAAGUGUUAGCCAUACUUUAGUGAAUCAUAUUUUGAUAUUAAAAAAAGAAAUUCCUAAAUCAAAAAUAGCUAAUUAGAUAAAUUUUAUGCAAAUUUUAUAUCUUGAAUGAACAGAGGGUGCUCAGAGACCUUACUAGGUACAUAUUUCUAUGAAAAUCUGCCAGUAAACUGAUAAUAAGUUUAUCACACAAGAUGGUUUUUACCAUUUCAAUUUUUUAUCUCAAAUGAAUUUGAAUAAGAACUCAAUGAUGGGAAUUAUUGGAACCAACUAUUGGGAUACUCAACUGAUUUUUGUUCUUGACAGAGGUAUAGUAGCAGAUAACUUCUCAAUGCGGGCUUGUGUGAUAAAUUUAAAUAGCAUAUAGCAACUAAGAGCAUUACCCUAGGAUAAACAAUGUGCAAUGUUAGGUCCACAGUUCAUUGUGAUAUUGCUUUGUAGUUUUUAUUAUAUAUUUUUAAGGAUUAAUGUAAUUUACAUAUAUUUACGAUCUAAAUUCCCAGUGUAUGGGAGCCUCUACACGCUCUGUUGUAGUAAAUGUUAAUCUAACCAGUCUCCUUUUGUUCUUCAAAUGGUUUAUCUUUUUCACAUAUUGCAGAAAUCAUUUCCAAGUAAUUAUGAAUAUUUUAUUGCUCGCCUGUAUUUUGGUUAUGGCAUGUAAUUUCAAAUUUGAGAUGUUAUUGAAAGCAAUAUCCACUCACGAAAUAUUUAUAGAUACUUGGAAAGAAAUCUGACAGUAUGAUAGAUAAAAAGUAUUCAUAUUUUUUAGUCUGAAAAACGUACAGGCUGCAGUGUUGAACACUACUACUUAAACUGUGAUAUUCAAUAUAUUUAUACGAUAUAUUUUUAAAUGUUCAAUCCACCAUCUGUCCGGUAAAUGUGAAAACGUCUGUCAAGCAUAACACAAUCAAUCUAAUAAGGGCGCAACUGUCUAUAGAUCUUUUCAUCGAUGUUAGCAGAAAGUUUUAAUCGCUUUGAAAUAGACUAAGUUCAGAAUACUCCUCGGGAUCUUGUAUGGGAGAGGACGGUAAACUUUCCACUUGCCAUCCUCAAAAACUAUUAUUUUCAAGCAUCGUAAUGGUUAUUUUUGGGUUUUUGUCACUUAUAACUCAAAACCGAUUAACUUAGAAUAUUGUUUAAAUUUGAGUUGGGUAACACCUUGAUUGAGCUAAGGUGCGUCCUGAAAUCGAUUGAGAAAACGUCUCCCAUGAAUACGAGAUUUUCGUUUUGUAUAUUAGCAUUCAAAAAAAUUAUUGAUUGAGCAUUUACAUGAUUCCUCUCAAGUAAAAGCUUUCGCUCUGAACCGCCUUCGUCCAAGGUCUACUGAAACAAUAAUCCAAUAUAUUUCCUUAUUUUUUACAUACUUUGAAAAGAUCUGUAAAUACAUUGCAUAUGCAGGGUGAGCUUCUAGUGUAUACUCGUUCGAUAAUGCCGUUACUAUAAAAAAAUAUCUAAAAAAGUUUUUUACAAAAAUUAUAGGCAAACGUUCUUACUUUGAAAAUAUACCGCUCUCUACAGGGCGAUUCAUAACUACAUGGCAUGCAUUUUUUCAAAUAUCUCCGUGUAUUCCGAAAGAUAUCAUUAAAAUAAAAAAUAUGUAAGGUUUUGAUCGCUACUUAUGGAGAUACGGGAUAUUUUGUCCAAAAGAUACUCAACUUUGACAGCUAAGUCAGUUUUGCACAUGGAGUAACAGACUUUUCGUCAAAAUGCGUUUCUUAUUCCAUUGUUUCUCAUUCAUAUUUGUUUUAAAUUGUAUUCAUCGUUUUCUCAAACAAAUCAAAAUGGGAUACCUUGUAUAUUUCGAUAAUCCUUUUUUUAGUUUUAUGUUGGUAUAUAUUUGUUGGGGUUGAAUUAUAUUUUUUUUUAGUUAUUUGCAGUUCCCAAAAAUUACAAUGUAAAAUAAGUUCCACGUAAUACGUGGAAACCGAGACAUUUUUGUGGAUGACAAUUCAUUUUAAUGAAAGCUUGUACCUAUCCACCAAAACUCUGCCCUUAAAAAAGUCAUACCAAAAUAAAUAAGAAGGAUAAACCAACCUCGUAAAGAUAUAUACGGCGUUCCAUUUGAUUUUCUUGAGAAAAAGUAUAUUUUCCGUUUAUACCGUAUAGAGGAUGCACCAAGUUUAAAAAACUAUUAAAUGAGAAAGAACCAGAUAUGCAGCAGAUCUGCAAAAUUGACCAAUUUACAAAUUACCAUCGUCGAGUAUUUUUUUUAAAGUAUGUCGCUGCAGAAGUCUAUUCAUGUUGUAUCAAUAUUGUUCUUUUGAAAGGACCUUUCAGAAUCUACUAAAAUAUAUAAAGCAUUUUAUUAAAAAAAAAACAUAGUAGGUAGUUAUGAAUCUCCCUGUAGAUAGUGUAUAUUUUCCGACUGAGGAGUGUAUAUUUGCCUAUAUUUUUUGUAAAUAAAUUUAUUAAAUAUAUGUAUUUCAAUAACGGCUGUCUACCGCGACGGUACUAAAAACUCGCCCUGUACACGCUUUAAAAGUGUAUUUUUAAUCGCAUUAUGUUUAGGAUCAAUCAAUUUAAGAAUUUAAAGAAUCAGAUUUUUCAUUAGUGACUUUGUGGCAUCAACAAGAACCUCGUAAAAUACAUCACAUAGACGUUUUGUAAAUAUUUGUUAAUGUUUAAGUCCAAUCGAAUGCCCCUUUUUGAUUUUAAUGGAAUUGAAAUAAUGCCACAAAUCAGUUACAAAUUCAAAUAUGGUUAGGUUAUAGCUAAGUACUCGAAUAAUGAAUGUUGUUUUCGUAAAUAAAAAAAUGAGUUUCACUAGUUACCACUUCUUAUAAAAACAAUGUUAUUACAUGUUACUUAUUGUGCCAUGUACUAUAUUUUCAGUAUAGGUAUAUGUUUAAAAAUACCUCAUCUUUCAUACUAUGCUCAAGAUUGAUACUUUUUCUAUAAACAAACUUUUUUUAUAAAAGUUAACUUGAUGUAAUUUUAUUAACAAUAAUAAAGUAGUGUAUUCU
Acanthoscelides obtectus is the source of this 10272-nucleotide messenger RNA. NCBI's taxonomy places the organism in Eukaryota, Metazoa, Arthropoda, Insecta, Coleoptera, Chrysomelidae. The record is from the annotation of a GenBank genome assembly.